Messenger RNA from Pyrenophora tritici-repentis Pt-1C-BFP, 2769 nucleotides. RefSeq names its product autophagy protein Atg13. Gene Ontology annotation, cellular component: phagophore assembly site; Atg1/ULK1 kinase complex; cytosol. The record is from RefSeq and is a predicted model, not a curated record. Gene Ontology annotation, biological process: protein localization to phagophore assembly site; piecemeal microautophagy of the nucleus; mitophagy. NCBI's taxonomy places the organism in Eukaryota, Fungi, Ascomycota, Dothideomycetes, Pleosporales, Pleosporaceae.
AUGCAUCCAUACUCGCGCCCCUCGCCGCGCACAGCCUCGCCCGCCAGCAAUCUUCAGACGAAUCCCACUCGCACAAACAACCAGCGGCAUAGCAGCCAGGACAUGACUGCUUACUCGACCACACCUCCAUACAGCGACCGAGGUGCUGAGGAAUCUGAAGGCGAGAUGAUGUCGCGAGGAGGAGAUCAGACCUCUGGCUCGGACCAGAAGCACUACCACAAAGUCAACCAAGUCAUACAGAACUUCUUCACCAAAUCAGCCCUCGCUGUCGUUUCGUCGCGAGUAACGCUGCCGCCAGCAUUUGGCAGAGACGGCCAGCCGAAGCAGAACAAAUGGUUCAACGUCGUCCUCCCCGACAGCGAUGCCCUCCAACGCCAACUCACCGACUGGAAGAUUAUGGAUGCCAUGUCUGGCCAGCAUCCGUCCCUGUGCAUCGAAAUCUACCUAGACGUACAAGGCUUGGGCAACAACCAGUCACUUGCCAUACGGGAUGAUGAUGGAAAGAGAUGGGAUGUUGCUGCAGCGCUCAACGCAGCAGAAGCCGCCUCGCGGUCCUCGGGCCGCUCGAGCAAAACCACACAAGUCGUGCUGGAGCGCUGGAGAGUACAUGUCGGAGACAAGAACUUAGUGCAACCAUCGGAGCUCAACGACCCGCUUCCCAAUGUGUACAAGAAGGCUGUGGUCACCUUCCGCUCCCUCUUCGCAUACCUACGCUUUAUGCCUGCUUUCAAAUAUAACAAGGUUCUUGCCAAACAACCCGCGAAUGCACCUUCGCUCAAGCUGAACUACCGCAUCAUCAACGGCGAUUUCAAGAGUCCCCAUGUCGACACCCUAGGCCUGGCUCUCUACCCCAGUCAAGAAAUGGAAGACAUCACCGAGAUCCACACCAUCGAGCCUACAAACUCGCCUGUGGGCCCUCUUUGUGUGACAGUUGAGUACCGCACUAACUGCGAAUUCACUGUAGAGAACUCCGAGUCACUCCUAAGUUCUCAGUUCAUGGGCUUGGACGACACCUACUUUGAACAAAAGGUCCGCCCGAUACCUGGUUCGCUUCCCGUCGACAGGCUGAACGCGCAAGAGAGCCCAGAUGUCGGCCAGGCAUAUGGCAGUCUUUCCACCUUCCAUCAAGUUGGCCCGCCGACAGGAACGAGUCCGAUUUCAGCUCUCCGGGCAGCACGAGACAUGCCUUCGUCCUCACCGAUGGACUCACCCCCACAGAAGCUCCCGCCUAAUCAUCGCAUCGCCACAGGGUCAAAGUCAUCCUUGCGGUCUACAGAAACACUACUGCAUCAACGCCGAACUUCAGUCUCGUUCCAGCCAUUCAAAGCUGGAUCACUUUCAUCCUCGCCUGCGCCUGGAAGCGGGAUGCCUGGUUCUCCGAGCAGCUCAUUAGGAAGGCCAGGUAGCUCACUGGGCCGGACCUCAACCCCUAGCGCACUUAAUCAACCUCGAAACCGUACUUCACUUACCGCCCUUCCUCAAACUGCCCUACGUGCUCCUUCCCUACCAAACGAGGGCAUAGUUACCUCUUCUGCAUCAAGCUCGCCAAAACCUGCACCGAUUAGCCGCUACAGUAGUAGCUUUGGUCACAGGAGGGCCAAGUUCUCUUCCGGAGGUGGCAGCAAAACAGAGGAUGACAAUCUCAGCAGUGGAAAAGCAAGCUUGUCAUCAUCAUUGCAGCGCGGUUCUGACACCAUGAACGAGGGAACUGGCGGCAGUUCAGGCGAGGUCAGGACGGAUGAUGAAAACAUCUCCGACUUUUUGAAGCUUCUUGAAUCCAAAAAGGACUUGAAGAGUUUUAGUCGGAGCGACAAUGCCGCCAAGACAGCUACCAUGCACAAGACAACGGCUCAGUUGUCCAAGUACCAGCGUAUGAGGGAGUCUCACACCGGGCUUGCCGAAUCUGUCUCAUCCUCAACCAUGCUCCAUCGUUCAUCGUCUACUUCAAGUCGUCGCUUGUCCAGCGUUCCCGCUAUGAUUGCCGGAACCUCUGUAUCGACAGCCUCUUCACCUGGCAAACCAAUUUCCCCACAUACUCCUCAUACUCCAGCAAUCCCGUCUCGACUGAGCGCCAACAGCAUCAUUGAAUAUGAUGCGCCAAUAAGGAGCCGAAGCCGACCUGAUGGAAGGAUACGUGAGCAUGGUCCAAUCAACGUUGAAGAACAGAGCGAGAGUGAAGAUCAAAAUGCGAAUGCCAUCGCCAUUCCCACGUCGCCACGACCAUGGCAUUAUACUCGUCGAUCUAGCUCUGUCGCUCAGCAAAACCGCACCCUACCAGAUGACGAGCCAGACUUAUUUGGCGUCCGAUCCGCCAGUCUUCCAUCAGAGGAAGUUGACCGAACCAACGAGCUGCAACGUCUAGCUAGUGCGGGCCUUACUUCAAGCGGACUGUUCGCUCAAACGGAACUGGUAGCUAGCGACAACCGCGACAACCAAAAUCCCGAUAAUGACUCCCACGAUGAUCUUCCCCGACCUUCAUCUACGUCGAACCUUCACGUAAAGCGAGGCGCGCCAGCCGGCCCUCGUGGUCGGGGAGGUUUCUUCUCUCACAGCUCUUCUACCAGUCUAAGCACGGGUGGCACCAGCUCAACCGAACGUCAAAGCCGAUACAACUUCAGUAGUCGAGCCGUAACCAACCUCGACGACGACGAACCUCUACUUUUCCAGAUGAGCGAGAUUGGUGCAGGUGGAUCCCGUCGCAGUCUCGAGGAAGCAAGAGGUGGAUCCAGCACCGGAAGUGGUGGAAAACGAGCGUCCUACUUCCGCUAA